AUGUCACUUCGUACGUAUUUUCUACUUUUUCUAGUGUCUUCGCUAGAUCUUGCCAGCGCAACAACUCCACAUACACAUUGGAAGCGUGGUGGCGACGUUGCGGUAAACGACAAAUGGGCGAACCAUGAUAAAGUCGUCCCUCUUGCGGAAGCUCCUGGCUAUGAUCUCGAUGGCGAGGUCCAGAUGACUUUCAAGCCCCUGAUUCACUCAUGGCACGGCUGUGUUCCAUACGCAGCGGUCGACGCUGAUGGUGCUGCUGGUGCUGGCUUGAAGCCAACGGGUAAAGCUGGCGGUGACUGUCGUGACUUGGGCCAAACUGGUCAGACUUACACGCGAAUCGGAAAAUCCCACGGUCGGACGGGCAUCAUCUAUAGCUACUACCUACCCAAGGUCCAGGGCAACAACGAGCAACACAAGCAUCACUGGAUCACAGCCGUCGUUUGGCUCGCCGUCGAUAAAUGUCCAGACGAUAUCGCCAACUUCUCGCCCCGUGGCGUCGCGUACUCAAAGAAUCCACAAGGUGCUUUCGACACGACGCACAUCACCAAUACCCUAUUCGUCAGCUGGGAGAACUCGGCGACAGCAACACGCCCUAUCCUGGCAUACGAUGCCAGGGUUCCUCUUAUCCCUUCCGCAAAUGGUCCAGAAGGAGCCUUGAGCCCUCCUCUGGUCGCUUGGGAUCGCCUUCCGGCCGCAGCGAAACAGCAGCUGAAUGGCAUCCGAUAUGAGCACACCAGAGUUCCCUUCAGCGACGCCAACUUCCAGGGGACCCUUGACUCUGCCUACAGCAGUAAUUUCUUCACCGGCGUUGGUCCAGACGGUACGGAUUGUGGCGAUGAUACGCCGUCGCAGGACGAGAUUGACCCUGAUUUCGGGGACCCGGUUGCUUCGUCGACUACCAUGCCCGAGCCCGAAGCCACCGGUCUUUCUUAG
Molecule: messenger RNA, 933 nt
Organism: Colletotrichum acutatum
Lineage: Eukaryota; Fungi; Ascomycota; Sordariomycetes; Glomerellales; Glomerellaceae
Product: necrosis inducing protein-domain-containing protein
Exons: 2
Coding region: 1-933 (310 amino acids)
Source: RefSeq, a predicted model, not a curated record